This is a messenger RNA of Erigeron canadensis, 1331 nucleotides long. RefSeq names its product protein BIG GRAIN 1-like B. The coding region runs from base 1 to 1278 and encodes 425 amino acids. The transcript has a single exon. The record is from RefSeq and is a predicted model, not a curated record. Gene Ontology annotation, biological process: auxin-activated signaling pathway. Lineage: Eukaryota; Viridiplantae; Streptophyta; Magnoliopsida; Asterales; Asteraceae.
AUGAACGUUGUUGACAAGCAUCGACGAUACAGACAACGUCAACAAGACAACAACCCGUCUUUCUCAUCGACUUUGUUAGACGUUAUUUAUCGCUCGAUCGACGAAAGAGUUGAUGAUGAUGAUGAAGAAGAUUCUGGCGGUUCCCUGCAGGUUUAUAAAAAAAAUAAUAAUAAUGAUACCAUAAUGAGAAAACAACAAAUUAGUUUCGUCAACAACAAAUGUAGUUCUCGAGUCGUCGAAAAACGAAACAUUUAUCACAAGAAUAAUAUUAUUGGGUCGUCUUGUUUGGAGACGACGACCGAUCAUCAAACAUCCAUAUACGGAUUCCCUACAAGAAGGCCUAGAGCUAUACGUACAAGCAGUAGCAACAAUGCUGCCACUCCUUCAGCUGCAGCCUGCAGCAGCAACAUUAUGUAUAAUUAUUAUUGCUCUCAUCAGCAGCAGCAAGAACAAAAUGCUGCUGAUCAUAAAAAGAAUGUUGAUGCUGUUCAAGUGAAGAAUAAUAAAUCUAGGGCAAUAAUGAAGAUUUACGGUUAUUUGAUCAAGAGAUCAUCAGCUGGGGGAGGAAAACAGCAGCAGCCAAUUUAUUCACCGGGGGGUGGUCGGCGGUUAGCUGGUUUUUUAGUGUCACUUUUUACUAGUACUACAAAUAAUAAUAAGAAGAAGAAAUCCAACACGAUGUCAUCGCCUUAUUGUACGGGACGUGAUAAUCAUGAUGUUAUCAUUCAUCAUAGGAAAUCAUCAUCAUCCAAGUCAAAUUCGGCCCACCCGCCAACAGCAAAUACUACUAUUGGUAACAACAAAAAUGCUGUUAGAUUUGAUUAUCCGCCUUGGAACGAUUCUCCUCGAGACGGUAGAUUUGAUCAUGAUUCAUCAUCAUUAUCUGCUGUUUUUAUGGAUACCAGAGAUAGAUGUGGGAGUAUUAUUCAAGAAAGCAGGACUACUAUUCCUCGAAGAAAUAAUUCUUGCUUUUUCAAGAACAAUAAGCAUCGUAAUGUGUUUGAUGAUGAUUCCAUAACAAAUACCAGUAAUAAUAAUAAUAAUCAUAAGGAUGAUGAUGAUGAUGAUGAUGAAACCACGGGGAGUAGUAGUUAUGCGAGUUCGGAUUUGUUUGAGCUAGAAGAUCAUCAUCAUCAUCAUCUUAUUAAUAAUUCUGUAGCUGAUGCAGCAAUUGAGAUUGGGAUAGAUGAUAUGAAAGAAUUGCCAUUGUAUGAAACAACUAGCUAUAGUACAACUGUUGCUGCCAAUACAGCCAUUGCCAAUGCUUUUCUUCUUUAAUUCAUAUCAUUCAUCCAUCCAUCCAUCCUUUAUUAUUACUAUAUUUUUCAUCA